Molecule: messenger RNA, 2430 nt
Organism: Fusarium venenatum
Lineage: Eukaryota; Fungi; Ascomycota; Sordariomycetes; Hypocreales; Nectriaceae
Source: RefSeq, a predicted model, not a curated record
AUGGAGGAAUCAAAUGAUAUGAGCAUCGAAAGGAUCAAAAAGUCCGAAGAAUCCGAAACUUCCGACAUUGAAGUUGAGGAUGACGAAGAAAACCCGCAAAAUCGUCGAACGAGGAUCCCAGUUGGCGAGAUCUUUAAGAACGAAACUGGGGCCAAAAAUGCGGAAAACGGUGAAGGUCCGUCUCCCGUAAUCUCGACGUUCCAAAGGGGCAACGCCGGGACUAUCGACUUCGACAAAGGGUUUGAGAAGGGACAUCUUACAUACGCUCCCAGUAGGCGCAACCCAUAUUACAUGGCCAUCAAGCGUGACGAAAUGGGGGAAAUGUUCAAACAGCAACAGAUGGGCAAGUGGGCCACGGAGACACGCUAUGAAGGGAGGCCUUUGCCAGACACAGCUAUUCAGUCAUAUUGCAACGUUUCGUUGAAGCUUUUUCACGAUGUGGCUAAUGAUUGUGUUAAUUGGCUGUCCUUGAGCCGCCUCAUUGACCCGCAAGUUCCCAAAAAGACGAAGACGAAAGAGAAAGAAGAGGCAGACAUGCUCAAAGAAAUGACUUUCGGAAAGCUAUUAGAUUACCCAGAGAACGAUCCUCUACACGACCAGGCGAAAGAAGAAUCGACGCAUCAGCCAAUUGUCAUGCCUGUGAAUUCAAUGUCGCAGAUGGCUCUGGAAGAAACAUCCCAACAGAAAAAGAAGAGUAAGAAAACCAAAUUCGGUAUUGAUGCGGAGUGGAUGUCUAUUAAGGGGGACAUCGUAUGGGAAAUCAGCGAAAAAAAGGGCAGACGCAUCUAUGUUCCGGUACGGCAUCAGAUGGGCUGGUUGAUGUGGCUUCGUCUCGGAACUUGGGAGAAGACUCCAGAAGGAAGACUAGCACAACUGAAAAAGAUAAAGGACGGGUUCAAAAAUGCGUGGAUGACGGCCACAGCUACAGACCCUGAAUCCGCUGCUGGAUAUCGUGCUCGAUUCUCAUCCGCUAAUCUGGGUUUCCCUUUACUGGUGGUUCCAAAUCCUGAAAACCUUAUCCGUCGAUUAAAUUGGCAGACGGGCCAGGUGUACACACUCUUUCAGAGCCUUGUUGACAAAAUCAACAAUGAAACGUCUCAAGAUCCCGCAGGGAUGGAAGUCAUGAAAACACGUCCAGGGCGGGAUGAUACUCGCUACGUCGAGAUGGGAGAGAAUCCAUUUGGCCUGUUCACCACUUACAUUUCAUGUGAAGACUUCAACAAGUACAUGAAAAGCCUUGAAGUCCUGAGGGGAUAUGAAGAUCAGAGUCUCACGAGGCAGGACGCGCACCGUGCUAUCAAAACGGACACCAAGCAAGUAAAUGACUACCUUGCUGACAUGUACCAACCAAUGGAGCCGUAUGAUAGUGAGGGUCAAGAAAACUACACCCAGGCGCAAACGGACGUUAUGUGUGUUAUGGAAGAUUGGGAAACCAAAAGAGGAAUCGUACCCAUCAAACAAAGGUUGUAUGUCAGAGAAGGCAAUAUCAAGGAUGGCAGGUUCGGGUCUACUUGGCGCAUCGACGUCAGCAGUGACAAAAUCUCCAGUGCACGUGGGAAGCGUAUCGGAAAGUAUGCGCCGGCCAAGAUAAUGGGCAUGCCGGCCAAUGAAGCUGUUGAAAAGGCCCUCGGAUGGCAGCCACUGGAUAAGGCGAAACUAUUGCUGGGUUAUGAACACAGGAUGUCUAGCGGGUUCUUUAUGGCUGAAUGGCUUCAUCUGUGCGCUUUCUCAUGGGGGGGUCUCACGACCCUUUCGCAGAAAGGUGAACUCUUGUAUCGAUCGAGUGACAUUCCUGGAAAUCUGAUUCUUGGAACUUCUGAGACAAACUCUGUCAUGACAAGAUUUGCAAGAUUCGAAAAGGCUUGGCAAACCCUAGUAAUAGACAGUCCCGACCUUAAGUCAAGCACGUCCUGUCCCAAGCUUACAGUAACUCGGAACACGAUAGGUAAACCUGUAAUACGCGACGUGAAAAACGCAUUUACAGGCCAUUACUCCCGCACCAACUCUUACAUGUCAAGUGACGAGAAAGCUCUAGCAAAGGCGUACGACUUCUUGGCGUAUACAAUCUUUUACUCGAUAAGCUUCCCAAGGGGCUGUAAGUUGCUGAACAUGGGGACAAAUUCAAGUCUAGAUACCUAUUUUUACCCUUUCCUGAGACCGACAUAUCAGAAGCUCGAAGACCAACUUGAUCAGGCCCUUUACGAGGAAAUGAAGAAGAGGCAUCUGAACGACCCCCAGGUCACAUCGACCAACGGUGCUUUCAACAACAGUCCCUACAAUCAGAAUGGUGAUACCGUGAAUAUAGGUACUAGGGUUUACGGGAACUCAGGGUCUUUGUUGGAUUUCAAUCCCCCGGCUGGCAAUGGUUUGGACGCGUACAAUUCUGACAAUUCUGACCUUGUCUACCAAAAUAAAAAAGCCAAGAAAUGA